Molecule: messenger RNA, 1103 nt
Organism: Aplysia californica (California sea hare)
Lineage: Eukaryota; Metazoa; Mollusca; Gastropoda; Aplysiida; Aplysiidae
Gene: myomod1
Product: myomodulin
Source: RefSeq, marked validated
UGACUUUCGCAGGUGCCUGUGAAGAAACUGCUGCAGCUCAAACCAGCAGCGAUGCAUCAACUUCUUCUGCUUCUUCGGAGCACGCCGAGAACGAGCUGUCACGAGCAAAACGAGGCAGUUACAGAAUGAUGAGACUUGGCAGAGGUUUGCACAUGCUCAGACUGGGGAAAAGGGGAGGGCCCGUCGAGCCUGAGAGCGAGGAAAACCUGGAAACCCUUUUGAACUUAUUGCAAGGUUACUACAGUGAUGUACCGGAGUAUCCAUCUGAAUUCGACGACACUGAUUUGGCCUACCCAUACGAAGAAUACGACGCCCCCGCCCACCCGAGAUACCGGAGAUCUACACCUCCUACAGACGGCGUGGUGGCACCAGACGUGCUCCAGAAGGGAAGUUCUGAAUUCGAAGACUUUGGUGAUUCCCAGUUGGACGAAAGUGAUGAAGGUUACUAUGGUUACGACCCUGAAAACUAUUUGUAUGGCGAUUUUGAAGAUUACUUGGAACCAGAAGAAGGAGGACUUGGAGAAGAGAAAAGAAGUCUGUCUAUGCUGCGAUUGGGAAAACGAGGACUGUCUAUGCUGAGACUGGGAAAGAGAGAGGGGGAAGAAGGGGAUGAAAUGGACAAGAAACAAGACGAAAGCUUGAACGACGCUUUCGAAAAUGAUGAUAUCAAGAGAACCCUCUCAAUGCUUCGUCUCGGCAAACGACCAAUGAGCAUGCUUAGAUUAGGAAAACGGCCAAUGAGCAUGCUGCGUCUUGGAAAGCGACCAAUGAGUAUGUUGCGUCUCGGAAAGCGACCAAUGAGUAUGCUCCGACUUGGAAAGCGACCAAUGAGCAUGCUUCGGCUCGGAAAACGACCAAUGAGCAUGCUGAGACUGGGAAAGCGGCCAAUGAGCAUGUUGCGCCUUGGAAAACGACCAAUGAGCAUGCUGCGUUUGGGGAAACGACCAAUGAGCAUGCUCCGUCUGGGAAAGCGGCCAAUGAGUAUGUUGCGCCUAGGCAAACGUGAUGACGAUGAAAAGGAAAAGAAAUCUUUGAACAUGUUACGGCUCGGCAAACGGUCGACACAGUAAUUUCUUAGCAAGUAAUAAAGUAUAAUACAAGAU